Molecule: messenger RNA, 2125 nt
Organism: Camelus dromedarius (Arabian camel)
Lineage: Eukaryota; Metazoa; Chordata; Mammalia; Artiodactyla; Camelidae
Product: T-cell surface glycoprotein CD1c
Exons: 6
Coding region: 53-1072 (339 amino acids)
Biological process (GO): antigen processing and presentation, exogenous lipid antigen via MHC class Ib; antigen processing and presentation, endogenous lipid antigen via MHC class Ib; positive regulation of T cell mediated cytotoxicity
Cellular component (GO): external side of plasma membrane
Molecular function (GO): exogenous lipid antigen binding; lipopeptide binding; endogenous lipid antigen binding
Source: RefSeq, a predicted model, not a curated record
GUUUGCUGAGAACAGAAGGAAAGAAAGGAAGGAAGAAACAUCUGUAAAUGACAUGCUGUUUCUACAUCUUGUAUUACUAGCUGCUCUCUCAGGUGGUGGCAGUGCAGACGUACCUGACCAUCUACGAUCCACAGCAGUCCAGGAAUACACCUCAUUCUAUAUCAUCCAGAUCUCAACCUUUGCCAACCAGUCCUGGGCACGGAAUCAGGGCUCUGGUUGGCUGGAUGAGUUGCAGACUCAUGGCUGGGAGAGUGAAGCAGGCAAAAUAAUUUUCCUGCGCCCAUGGUCUAAGGGCAACUUCAGCAAUGAGGAGUUGACACAUCUGAGCCUGCUAUUCCAUGUCUAUCUGAUUGGAUUAACUCAGGAGAUUCAAGACUAUGCCAGUCAACUGCAGUUUGAAUACCCCUUUGAGUUUCAGAUGAGAGCUGGCUGUGAGCUGCGUUCUAGGGACACCAUAGAAGGCUUCUUCCAGGUAGCCUUUCAAGGAUCAGAUUUCCUGAGUUUCCAAAACAUGUCAUGGGUGCCGGCUCCAGAGACCGAGGGAAGGGCCCAGAGAGCCUGUAAUCUACUCAAUCAGUAUGAAGGCAUCAAGGAAACGAUGCAUAAGCUCAUAGGAAACACCUGCCCCCAAUUUCUCUUGGGUCUCCUCGAUGCAGGGAAGAUGUAUCUCCAGAGACAAGUGAAACCAGAGGCCUGGCUGUCCAGUAGCCCCAUCCUUGGGUCUGAUCAGCUGGUGCUGGCUUGUCACGUCUCUGGCUACUACCCAAAGCCUAUCUGGGUGAUGUGGAUGCGCGGUGAGCAGGAGCAGUCAGACACUCAGCAAGGCGACAUCCUGCCCAGUGUUGACGGGACCUGGUACGUUCGCGCGAUCCUGCACGUGGCGGCCGAGGAGGCAGCGGGCCUGUCUUGUCGGGUGAGGCACAGCAGUCUAGGAGACCAGGACAUCGUUCUCUACUGGGGACAUCACUUCCCCAUGAACUUGAUCCCCUUGGCAGUGAUUGCUCCUCUAGUGCUUCUAAUGGUCCUUGCAUUAUGGGUUAAAAAGCACUGCUCCUAUCAAAGCAUCCCAUGAGAGUCCUCACCACGCCACCCUGAUUGGAGUGAGAAUCCCGCAGCCCAGGAACCUAGGACACCAUAGUGAUGUCAUCCUUUCUCUUCUGCAUUUAAUUUUUUUUCUGUUUCUGCUUUAUAAUCAUUUGUUAAUAUAAACUAAUUUAAUUUCUGUAACUCUCUGUGGAAUACCUUCCUUGUGAUCUCCAUUUAUUCAAUAGAACUCACCCUUCAAAGCCCACUUCUGAUGUCACAUUCUCCAGAGGACUUCCCUUGUCCGGAGCGGGAAGCAGUCUCUCCCUGGUCUGAACCCAGACAGCACUUCAGCUGUACCCUGCUCCAUGUGUACGCUACUUCUUGUACUGAAUUGCAGUUUCUUGGGUCUUUCUUCCCCUUUUAGUAUUUAGACUCCUUUGGGACAAGGAUCAUGACCAAUGUAGCACUUAACUACAAUGACCUGCAUGUAGUCAGUGCUCGGCGAAAAUCAAACCAGAACCAACCAACCAUAUCCAAGUUGGUUUCGCUGACAUGUUGACAGGCUUUUCUCAUUACCUUCAUUCCUGACAUCAUUGUACUAUUUGAAACUCUGCUGUUUCCCCUCUUGUUUAAAUGUUUUUCACUUGAGUAGGAAAUUCCAUACUCCUUUAACUUCCUCACUUUCUCUCUAAACUCUUAAAGAAAAAUGCAGUUUUGCUCCUUGCCAAAUUUGUUUUCUAAAUACAUUUAGUCAACUGUUUCCAAUGUCUUCCAAACACAAAGAGAGAAAGAGUGUGCAGACCACAUGUGAAGGGAUGUGUCACUGAAUGGUUAAGAAAAAGGAGCCAGAAAGUGGUCCUGGAAAUGAGGGUGGGAUCAAGGCAAAGGAUGUAUGUGGAAAACAAACCCCCCAGGUACGCUUGCCUAGACGUUGAUUCCUUUAAGUUUCAUUCACUAAUCAAGUACUAUUGGUUAAGCACUGAAUACAAGACAGGCGUAUUCACUAACUUGUAAACUGGUCGGGGAGAAAACAAUCGAGAUUGUACUUACUUGCUUGAAGUUAUGUUUACUUCUUCAGUCUGUCCUUUUCCUUUUUACU